Tigriopus californicus is the source of this 518-nucleotide messenger RNA. Its product is annotated as histone H4. Gene Ontology annotation, molecular function: protein heterodimerization activity; structural constituent of chromatin; DNA binding. Gene Ontology annotation, cellular component: nucleosome. The transcript has a single exon. Lineage: Eukaryota; Metazoa; Arthropoda; Copepoda; Harpacticoida; Harpacticidae. The coding region runs from base 25 to 336 and encodes 103 amino acids. Gene Ontology annotation, biological process: nucleosome assembly. The record is from RefSeq and is a predicted model, not a curated record.
UAUUCCUACUCAUCAAGAUACAUCAUGACUGGACGAGGCAAAGGAGGCAAAGGUUUGGGCAAAGGAGGCGCCAAGCGUCAUCGCAAAGUCUUGCGUGAUAAUAUUCAAGGUAUCACCAAGCCUGCAAUUCGACGAUUGGCUCGUCGUGGUGGCGUCAAGCGUAUCUCUGGCUUGAUCUACGAGGAGACACGCGGAGUCCUCAAGGUGUUCCUUGAGAACGUCAUCCGUGAUGCUGUCACCUACACUGAACACGCCAAGCGAAAGACCGUCACCGCCAUGGACGUGGUCUACGCUCUGAAGCGACAAGGCCGAACUCUCUACGGAUUCGGCGGUUAAACCAGUCUGGUCUGACUGACCCGACCAACAACCAAAGAUUUGAAACAUUCGGCCCUUUUCAGGGCCACCAACACUUACCCUUAGUAGAUAAAAGCAAAAACUUCUGCAAAUUGUAAAUGGCCCUGAGAGAGGCUUUCAAGCACAAAAUCAAGCACACCAAAACCCAAUGAGAACUUGGGUCA